Bipolaris maydis ATCC 48331 is the source of this 228-nucleotide messenger RNA. The record is from RefSeq and is a predicted model, not a curated record. NCBI's taxonomy places the organism in Eukaryota, Fungi, Ascomycota, Dothideomycetes, Pleosporales, Pleosporaceae.
AUGACCAACAAGGAAAAGCAAAUUGAUGCUCAUGUGGACGUUCCUAUACUCAAUCCCGUACCAUCCAAUCAGGCUGCUCGACUGUCCAUUCUUUACAAAUAUUUUCCUUCCCCGCUGAUCCCUUUGAACAAGAACGGUAAAUGGGCUUGCAGCCACCAGCUAGACGAACGGUGUAAUAGUUGGUUUCUCACGCUAGUUGCAUUCAGAUGCAUGCAUCUGCAUCAAUGA